GGAGGACCAGCGCGAACCCGCCGCAGCGCGAGCGAACCCGACGCAGCGCGAGCGCCCGGCCGCGCGCUUAUCUGCGCUGCACUUGACUCCGGGACACACUUUUGACAAACAUGUCGCGUUUCGCUGCUCGCCUCCUCGCUGUUUCUCAGCACGCCACGCUGAGAUCGGCCGUGACCACCGGCAGCAGGAUCCCGCAGCUGCUCCGCUCCCUGUCCACCUCAGCAGGCCUACAGUCUCUCACGCGGUAUAACAAGACUACAGACUGGCAAAAGAAACUGACCCCAGAGCAGUAUGUAGUCACCAGAGAGAAGGGAACCGAGGAGUACGACUGGUGGACUUUGAUCAGCACUUCACUGCUGGCCUCUUUCAGCCUCAUCAAGUUCACUAACAGUCCUUUGGGGUGCGUGAGUGGCCUCCAUGCCACCAGAGACAUGCCUCCUUUCAGUGGGAUCUAUCUAAAGCACUUUGAGGUCGGAAUGUACCACUGCGUCUGCUGUGAGGUGCCACUAUUCAGUUCAGAGGCUAAGUACGACUCGGGGACAGGUUGGCCAGCUUUCAAAGAAGCUCACGGGACAUGGGAGCGUGAUGAGAGCCACGCCUCCAUCAUUCGUCGCCCUGACAACAGCCUCGGGAGUGCUGGGACUGAGGUUCUUUGUAAAAAUUGUGAUGCCCACCUUGGCCAUGUUUUUGAAGAUGGACCGGACCCAACAGGUCAGCGGUUCUGUAUCAACAGUGCAGCCCUCAACUUUAAACCCAGAGAAAACGGCAUACCUAAUGAGGAUGAGCAGAAAUGACGGACUUGUUUUAGCUGGUCAAAAACCGGAGCAGGCAUUUUGAAGAAUGGUUGAAUUUUCUUAAGAAGAGGGAGGCCUUCUAUGACUCUGUGAGUACUUAGUUGUUUAGCAUCAAUGGGAAACUAUAACAGGAUAAAAAAGAAGGUGCAACAACUGUUGAAUGAAAGACAUGCAGUAUGUAUCCUGUUUUUACUAAUGUUUGCCAUUUCUCCAGUAACAACAUAAUAAACUGAAUAAAUUCUUAUAUGUCUGAAAUA
Molecule: messenger RNA, 1051 nt
Organism: Menidia menidia (Atlantic silverside)
Lineage: Eukaryota; Metazoa; Chordata; Actinopteri; Atheriniformes; Atherinopsidae
Source: the annotation of a GenBank genome assembly